AUGGCAGGUAGCGGUUUGAGUUUUUUCAACAGAAGCGUUCCAUCAAUCGCUAUUCACAGCCUUUUUGACAAAUACGACACAAAAAGAAAUGGAAAACUUGGCGAGAACGAAAUGAAAUCUUUUCUUGAAGAAGCAUUGGGCCUUGACUUUGAGCAGGCUCAAAUCUACUUCUUUCUCGUCGACAAAGAUGGAGACCAGGGGAUCUCUUACAGUGAAUUCAAAGAAUGGCUGAGAAGCGAGGAAAAAUUCCAGCGAUUAAACGACAGUUCCAAAUUCGACCGACUCUGCACAGCUUUCGAGCAUUUUAAAGAUUUCGAUACCGACAACACAGGAACUUUGGAUAGAAUGCAGUUCGAGUCGCUUAUGAAAUUUCUGGGAUAUCCAGCACAAGACAUGGAUAAAGUUUUUGCCGCUAUGGACAGGCUCAAUGAUGGUAAAAUUUCAUUUUGGGAAUUCAUGAUAUGGCUGGACUGGUCUCCAAUUGCUUAAUGAAGACUACAUGAACAAACUCUUCUCUGUACGACGCAGGAGAUUGUAGAAGAGAAACUAUCUUUACAGGACAGAUGCAAGCUGACCAUACUAUUUUUUGGUCGUUUUCUUAGAAAACAACAUCUGCUAUGAUAUAAAACCUUGAAGUUAUUCACGAGCAAUGACUGAGAGACUAAAUAUAACGACAUAAAUUUUAUCAAUAUACAAAAGAAAAGAGAUAAAGAUAUGUAUUAUACCGCCCUACCCCGAAAUUUUACCAAGCUCUUUGUUUUCAAAUUGUAAGGCAAAGGUGUAUAUUUAUUUAUAUUUAGCUGUGAUGUAGAAGGAAACGUCUGAUGUAUUAUAUAAUAUUUAUUACAUAUAUAUUUCAGUGAACUUUGCUUCAUCGAUCGCACGCAAAAUAAAUUGACGUUUACGAUUUUUCAUGAGACUAAUUAUUUCGUAAUUCAUUUAAUGUUACGGUCCACUUCAGUCUUUGAAGGACUGUAUAGUUUAUUUUACGUCAACAUGUGUCAUCUCUCCACUCUUCAUCAAUGACCAUUUAUAAUACUGUGGAACUACGAAAACAAAUCAGUAGAAUUAAUUUCUCUGGAAUGCUGUAGCCACGCGAGAGAAAAACAAUCAAAGGUGGGAUAAAUAAACCGCAAUGAGAAAACGGUAGUUUGCGGUUCUUUCUAGAGAUCAUGCAAUAUGACACGUGCGAACUAGAGGGCGGAAACUUUAAUGAGUAAUACACAAGGCAUUAUGGGAAGAAGCCUGGUUCAUAAUCACGGUAUACUUUGCCUUCCCAUAAGACUAAGGACUUCUGGGUAAAAUCUCCACCGGUUCUUUGCGCUUUAUUUUUACAUCGUCUUAGUCUAUGUUUACAUUAUACUGGAUAGGGCUUUUAUUCACACUGAAGAACGGUUGUUGCGGCGCGAUUUCUAUGACGGAGCUAAGCGGUUGAUUAAGUAACAUCGACUGAAGGUGUUCACACUACGGAUAGAGUAGCAACAGAGUAUAUGUUUCAUACUCGCCUACAGGUUUAGAAAAAACGGUCGAUAGAUCCUCUCUUGCCCCUCUACGUUUAACCGACGAGUGCGUGGAGCUAUUCUGCUCGGGAUUGCCCGCUUUUCUGCGUACUACCGGGCCAGAGAGGUAGUGACUUCAUAAAAAUCUCUCGAUUUAUGAUGUUGUCGAAGCGAAGUUUAUAUUAUAAGGACAGGUUUGGAUCACAAACUGUGUGAACAGAAAGAAAGCUAGAAAUUACCCAACUCUAAGAACCAAAAAACAAACAUGAAUGCUUACGUAAACAAAAAGGUGACGAUCGAUAAACAUAGUCAUUGCGAGAUGAAUUGACAGCUAAAAAAGAGAAAGGCUAAGGCUAAUUGGGUUACAUUUGCUCACACGGACCAAUGAAAACCAAGGUCAGAAAGGACUUGUAGUAUAUCUACCAAUUCUGAGAAGGCUUAAAAUAUCCGCCACGUAGACCAUACAGCUCGAAAACUCUUAAAGGAGCUGCAUCACGAAUUUUAUUAAUUUUCUAACAGUAGGAACUCCCACCAAACUGAAUGAAACAUAUGAAACAAUCGCUCCAAAUAUAAAUUAAAAAAAGGCCUAUAAAACAGUAGUCUGCUACACAGCCGUUUUUAGAGUCGUCACGCAAUGCUCCUCCCCACGAGCGUUGCGUGACGACAUUAAAAACGGCUGUGUAGCAGACUAAUAAAACAGUGUUAUAAAUAACGGAGCAAAUAUAAAAGAAGGCACCGAUGGGCAAAUUUCAAAAGGAUUAUAACGGAUUGAAAUUGUACGUUUUUCAAUGAAGACUCGUUAACCUAACAGUUGUUUAAAGGUCAUUUUGUUGUUUGUAAGGUUUCUCUUGGCCCUACUGAUGAACAGUUGCGACACGUAGAUAUAUAUUUUUUAGCAACUAAGAUAAUUUGCAGUCUGUCUAUUUCGAAUUCGAUAUAAUCCUUGGAAAGUAAAUUGGCAUUAUUAACCCUAUAAAACCCUGAUAUCAAAAUUUAAAUUCUCAUUUGUUGUCUCUAUACAUUCCUAUAGAAGAAGUGGGGAGACGCUGUUAGAGUAUCAAUUAACUUCAUCUUUUGUGAUCAAUCCCUUAAUUCUUGUUACCAUCAUGUUUUACUGAGCAAAGAUGUUACAAAGAGAAAAUUGAUGCUGAUCACAUUUAGGGCUUAAAGGGUUAAUAUUAUGAACAAGACGCUGUGACAAGGCAGCCCCUUUAAAAGGGCUGUGUCACGGCAGUCCAGUUCAUUUUGUUUAAUUUUGCCAAUUACUCGCCCUCAAUCGAUAUGGAACUUAGAGUAAGCAAAGAAAUUACAUGUAAAUUACAAAAUCAGAUAUCCGAGACAAACAAAUAUGUCUCCUGAGCAUUAUUUUUGAAGUUGCAAGCAGAGAACUGUUAGGCUGAACAGUUUUCAAAAACCAUAAUUUCAAUCCGUUUCAAUCUUCUUCAGUUUUGCUCAUCCGUGGUGUUUUAAAGUUUUAAGCGGUUACUUUUAUAUUUCUCCAGAAGCUGGUUUCUCUUAAUUUAACGGGCAUUUUGUAAUUUCCUAAUUUGGCUGAAUUUCGUGACACGGUUCCUUUACAGUAAACCCUUUACGUGCCAAUAGUGACCAAAACCAAUUUUCUCCUAACAAUAUCCAUAGAUUGUCAAGAGAAGAGGUAAUGAGAGUUAAUGAAAUGAUCACCUAAGUGAAAAUGCCAUGAUAUUUUGUCAAAUUCUUUCAACUAAUUCUUAGGGAAAUAUAUAGAUCAGUUUGGAGAAUUUGUAUGUGGAUAUUGGGACUUAACGGGUUAAAAAACAUGUGCGGCCUCAUCAAAACUUCGAAACGACCCUUAUUAUAAAAACAGUGCAUUUAAAUACUAAGGUGGCCCACAACUGUCACGGCAAAAACCAAAAACCUCACGGCAAAAACAAAAUACCUCACUGCAAAACCGAAAACCUCACGGCAAAACCGAAAACCUCACGGCAAAACCAAAAACCUCACGGCAAAAACAAAAUAUCUCACGGCAAAACCGAAAACCUCACGGCAAAACCAAAAACCUCACGGCAAAAACAAAAUACCUCACGGCAAAACCGAAAACCUCACGGCAAAACCAAAAACCUCACGGCAAAACCAAUAUACUUCACGGCAAAAACCAACAACCUCACGGCAAAAACAAAAGACAGUGACAGUUGUGGGCUACCAUAAAAUACAGUCGACUCCCGAUAACUCGAACCUUCAAGGGAAAUCGAGAAAAGUUUGAGUUAUCGGGAGUUCGAGUUAUCGCGAGUUUGAAGAAAAUAACCGGAAGUAAGGAAAUAAGCAAAUGGAUGGGGGGAAAGGCAAUUAAGCAACUAAGUAUACAGGAAUGGACACUGAAUUUGAACUGGAGUGACAAAAAAGUAAAGACAAAGAAUUUACUCGGUUGUUUUGAGAUAAAUUCAAUAUUUCGGACUUCAGUACACCCUUUUUUUCCUCGACUUGUCACGCGCUUAAAACAUGGUUCGAGUUAUUGAGGGUAAAAUUGUAUAGAAAUUUUUCCCGUUGGGUACUCCUGUAGAAAUGAGCUAAAGGGAAACAAAAAGUACUUCGAGUUAGCGGGAGGUUCGAGUUAUCGUGGGUAAAAUUACAGUAAAAGUACUGAAGGAAAUGCAGGGGGAAAUCGACUAUGGUUCGAGUUCGCAUGCACGAGGUUCGAGUUAGCGAGGGUUCGAGUUAUCGGGAGUCAACUGUAAUCACUCUUUUAGCUCUUCGGAGACAAUGCAUGCUGCAUACUGGACAAAGUGGCCAAGAGAAAACGAAUUAGUCAAAUUAUUUGCUUAGUCAUGGCUCAUCCUUGUCCUUCCCCGUAAAUUUUGGCACGUCCCUCUAAUCCGAAGGCUGAGACAGGCUAGAACGAUCUUAAAAAUUUCGGAAAUUUACCGGUUUGUUUUGCGUUUGUUCUUUUAUCAGUCCUAAGUGCUUGUUGACUGAAAACACCGCCUUUCUUUUCUCAAGAUUCACUUGAACGGAAAAUUCCAUUGACACGGAGAAAAAUGGCAUAUUUUGACGUCAACAAUACAAGGUAAUUUGCGCAUCAAACUUCGUUUUCGCAAAUUCAUGACGACGUGUUCUCUCCCGCUAUUUGUACAACAGGUGUAAAAUAAACAAACACUCAAUGGCAGAAACUUCCUUCUUUUUAUCACCCACGUAGUAAAGAAAUAUGAAAAGCGAAUUCGGAUAACAAAGUUAUGGAUAUAUAGACGCCUGGAUUGUUGCGAUCCAGACUCAAAGGGACGGCGAUCGAGCGUAUCUUGACGUCAAUAGGAAGCCUAUUAUUGGUACUUUACUAGAAAGCCAUUAAUAUAAACCAUUUGCUUUCGAUUUAAGCGUUAUAAAAGACAAGCGAACAAACAAUCCAUCAAUCCGUUCACGUUUACGUUUACCUCAUUGCAGCAAGUAAGUCACUCUCAAGAUGCAAGCUGGAACAAGUUUCUUCGACAACAACACCCCCCAAGUGGUUAUUCGAAGCCUUUUCGACAAGUACGAUAAAAGCAGAACCGGUACGCUAGACGCGCAAGAAUUGAAUGAACUUUUGCAGAAAGAUUUAGGCUUCAAGAAAGAACAAGCCAAAGUUUACUCCAUGCUGCUGGACAAAGACGGCGACCAGAACAUAUCAUUCGAGGAAUUUCUCGCCUGGCUGCGAAGUGGGGAACGUUUUACGAUGAUCAACGAUCAAAUACAAUUCAAGACUCUUUGCAAAGCAGUGGAAUUAUUCAAAAUCUACGACAAAGAUAACAGCAAUGGCUUGAACCAGGAAGAACUGAAACAUUUACUCGUUUCUCUUGGGUACCACGACGUUGAUGCACAGAAGUUCUUUGAAUACCUCGACCAGCACAAAAAUGGGAAGAUUUCGUUCUGGGAGCUGCUAAAGUGGCUGAAUUGGGUACCGAUGGAGUGA
Porites evermanni is the source of this 5415-nucleotide messenger RNA. Lineage: Eukaryota; Metazoa; Cnidaria; Anthozoa; Scleractinia; Poritidae. The record is from the annotation of a GenBank genome assembly.